Molecule: messenger RNA, 1143 nt
Organism: Paraglomus brasilianum
Lineage: Eukaryota; Fungi; Glomeromycota; Glomeromycetes; Paraglomerales; Paraglomeraceae
Source: the annotation of a GenBank genome assembly
AUGCGGUUAACAUUCUCUUCCAUAUGGUGGAGUUUAAGCCUGCUAAUAUUAUUUACGGAGCUUGUCUUAUGCGGAGAAGACUAUUAUGCGAUUUUGGGUGUCAGAAAGGACUCAACAAGUAGAGAGAUUAAGAAAAAAUAUAAACAAUUAUCAAAGAAAUAUCACCCUGACAAGAACCCUGGCGAUAAAGAAGCUGAGGAGAAGUUUGUACAAUUGGCUCAAGCUUAUGAAGUAUUAUCAGAUGAUGAGAAACGUGCAACGUAUGAUCGAUAUGGUGAAGAAGGACUCAAGGGGAACGCCCAAGAGUUUCAUAAUCCAUUUGACAUAUUUGAAAGAUUUUUUGGUGGAGGUCGUCGCUCUCGAACUGAUCCUGAAGAAACAAAAGGACCUAAUAUAAACAUGGACUUGGAAGUCGAAUUAAAAGAAUUGUAUCUCGGGACAGAGAUUAAUGUUGAUAUAUCGAAGCAGACUAUAUGCUCACAUUGCGGUGGAAAUGGUGCCAAAUCGGCUAAUGACAUUGUGGUCUGUUCAUCUUGCAACGGACGUGGGGUCAAGCUAGUUACUCAAAAAAUGGGUGGAGGUGGUAUUCUUCAAAUGCAGACAACAUGUGAAGUGUGUGAAGGAAGAGGGAAAAUCAUAAAAACAAAAUGUCCUCUUUGUAAAGGAAAAAAAGUUCAACGGCAGAACGAACAACUCACAGUCACUGUCGAGAGGGGAAUGCCAGAUGGGGAGGAAAUCGUAUUUGAUAAGGAAGCGGAUGAAGCGCCAGAGACUGUCCCAGGAGACGUAAUAUUUACAUUAAAGAUGGUGCCCAAUCCUGUAUUUACUCGUAAAGGAGAUGAUUUGUAUACUGAGAAAACGAUUACAUUAUUAGAGUCAUUGAUUGGAUUUGAAUCAGAUAUCACACAUCUUGAUGGGAGGAAAGUGCCUGUACGGCGGGAUGCGGUCACUCCCUGUGAUUUCGUGGAGAAAUUAAAAGGAGAAGGGAUGCCCAAAUAUAAGGGUAAUAAUAAGAAGGGUGACCUUUAUAUCCGAUUUUCGGUGGAUUUUCCAAAAGCCGUGAGUGCUCCUGUCAAAGAGGAACUAAAAAAAUAUUUUAAACCAAGCAAAAAUACGAAAGGAAGUGAACAUGUGGAAUUAUAA